[Torrubiella] hemipterigena is the source of this 2485-nucleotide messenger RNA. NCBI's taxonomy places the organism in Eukaryota, Fungi, Ascomycota, Sordariomycetes, Hypocreales, Clavicipitaceae. The record is from the annotation of a GenBank genome assembly.
CACACACACCCCCCUUUGGCGGCCUGUUCUUCCCAAAAAUAUUAUUUCUCUCCUGCGAUUGCCUGGCUUCCAGCCGGACCACGUCGCCCCUCCCCUUACAAGCCGGCCACCGAAAACCCCUCCCAGACAUCUUUUUUUUUUCUUUGCUCUCUCUUUUUUUUUUCUCUCAUACUACAUACUCUCCCUUGACUUGAUCCAACAACGCACAUUUUCAAACCUCUCUUUUUUUAUUCUCGUUUUGCUUGCUUGCUACAAGCCCGUUCAAGGCACCUCACUUCCCCUCCGCGUCAUUACCCACGCGAGGCAGUGUCGCCGCUCAUCCCUGCCGCCAAUUCCACUCUACGCAACGAGUGGUCUCCCGUCUGUCGCCUCGCGUCACCGAGAGCAUCUAGCAUCAAGCCGUUGGGCAAAUGGCCUCAUCAAAAGUACGAUUUACUACAACCUGAUUCCACAGAGGCUGCCCUUCUUGGCUUGGUAUCGCUCCCGUAAGGACGUUGUUUUGGCUGACCAUGGAUUCUUCGUCCCUGCAGGAGAUGCAGUACGCCUCUAGGCCCAUCGCGCACCAGCGCCCUUCCCUCUCGACUCCCUCCAACUCUCUCCCGAACCGAUCCUCUCACGCUCGAAACAACUCGCAUUCUCUCCUCUCCGGUUCCCUCAACCCUAACCACCGGGUCACGCGCCGCAAGUCCGUCACCAACAACGCCCCCAACGUCGCCGCCCUCACGGCCGUCAUUGCCGAUUCCGAACGCUCCGCUGCCAUUCCCAUCUCCAAUGGAGCCCGACGAAACACAAUGAGCAAGUCUGCCGCUAUGCGGGCAUCCAUUGCGGCCAGCCUGCCCUCCCCACCCGCCAGCCUGCCCAUCCAGCGCGCCAAUAUCGACAGUGCUAUCGACGACGAUUCCAACGGCCCCUCGGACGAAGAAGGCACCGAUUUCAAGAGUCUCUCGGCUCGCCGUGCCAGCGACGGCCAGCCUCUGUCCAAGGAGGGCAAAAAGAACCGCGUCGAAGUCAAGUGUGACCAAUGUGGAAAAAGCUACAAGCACAGCAGUUGCCUGACCAAGCACUUGUGGGAACACACUCCCGAAUGGUCGCUCACCUCAAAGCUCCUCAUCUCGAAACACCAGCAGGUCCAACUCCUUGAGGCUGCCUCUGUCCUGGUCGCCAUGAACGGCCCUGUCAAGGAGGCCGACGCUGCCACGCCUCCUGAAUCGACAAAGGACUCUGCCAGCGAGCCCGACUCAGCAUCCCCCGCGGCAUCGGGUUUCUCGGAACACGGCGAUCGCCAGUCUUCGGUCGAGACAACCCCUCCUCCGUCGCACGAUGGCAACUUGUUCAACGGGCUCUCGUACCGCGAGAAGCCUCAAGAGCAAAUCACCUUUUCCAGAAGCUACCACCCCACUACUACCAACAACAGCUCGCUUCUCUCCGGUGGCAUGCCCUGGACCGGCGACCGUCGCCCAUCGUCUGGCCAAAACCUUACCGGAAAGGACGACCGAGAUUUGGCUGCUGCUGUGGAACUACUGAGCUGCAGCUUUAACAGCAACAAUGGAUCGCAGGGCACCGUCAUCAUGCACAAGGAUGCACCACCAGUCCCUGCCGUCCCCGCCCAGUUUCUUGACCAGGCUACAUCUCUCUCCAAGAGCUUCAUCAACAGCUUUCCCAGCCGCCAGCCCGAGAGCUUCACCCGCGGUGAACUGCGACGCGGAAGCGAAGAUGUCAAGAUGGAGGAAACCAACGAAUCCAUGACGGACGAUGACGAUGUGGAGGCGAGAUCACGAACAGCACGAAGCGAUGAAGAUGACGAUGGAGUAUUUGGCCGAAUGGAGGAGUAAGGGGGAGCGGCGUCUUUUGUUUUUGUUGCAUAUAAUGUUGUGUACGCAGCAUCAUCAUCUCCAGGAGUCAGGCAUGGAUGGACCAGUAUUGUUUUUUUCUUUUUCUUCUUUUUUUGGAUUGACACCAGCCGUUUUCAUGAUUGGGAGCGGCUUGGUGGCCAUGGCGCGCGGACUGAUUUUUCUUUUGUAUAACGAUAUAUAUCCCCAAACCGAGUACGUGGUGGUUUGGCUCCGCCGACAUGCUUUGACACCGAAGAGUGGAGAGCCCGCUUGCUGGAAGAGCCAUUGUCUUUGCGAUGCAUCAUGGCAUCUGAACAGGGACAGAGUUUGGCGAGCGCGAUUGCAUCUCCACGAGGUUAAAGUCAAGGGAUGGAGGGGCGUCGAGCGGACGCUGCCGUGCUUAUAGUACUACUAGUAGUAACAUGCUACCAUAACCCAAAUACACGCAAUUGUAUAGCUAUGCUUGUCUAGAUUUUCUAUCCAGUGACUUGUACAGCAGGAAUGGAGAUUGGCCAAAUUUCCCUAGCGCUGACUAGACUUGGUCGUGCCUUGCUCGCUAAUUUAGUGGGCUUUUUUUUUUAACUUGCGUCGUCAUUCCCAUUUGGCGGCAGACCGGCAAGUGAUUUGCGCCCCAGUGACGCGCUUCCCUCCGC